AUUCUUGGGAAUUUUUCGUUCACCGUUUGUUCGGGUCGGGUCUCUAUUACGGAUAGAACUUCCGGGGAGAGCGUCAUCCUACUUUACAUACACGCCUUUUCCCAUGCCCGAGUAUACCUGGUCCCCACAUAUUACCUAGGAAGGUAUUGAUUGUAUUACUCCGUAUAUCGCUUUCAAGAAGAUUUGUCUGAGAAUGUUUGAGCCGCAGGAUUUGAUCUUUAUGACAACUUCCAUGUGGAAUAUGAGAAGCAUCAUGAUAGAUGUUGAUUCUUCCCAUACACUUUUACAGAUUAGGAAUAUAUAGUAUAUGCUUACUAUACACUCACAGUCUCAUAACCUCACACAUAUAUUGAUAAAUAUAUCGAUCCCGAUCUCAAGCCCCAGCCCCAGCCCCAGCCCCAGCCCAAGCUUAAACCUGACAUCCAGGAACUCAGGGACUCAGGGACUUGGAAAGUCUCUCCAUUGAGUGGAAAAUUGAAGAUCUUCCCCUCUUUCGACAACACUAACAACACUAGCAACAGUACUUGGCUGUAAUUAAGACCAACUAAGAUUCCAUGCACGUCGUCUAAUGAUCAUAGACCACCGGUACUACUACUUGGCUUCCUCAUCAUACAACAUUUCGACAGGAAGUACUUCUACCUAGCUUACUGGGUAGCAUUUAGCUUUCCCGCAAAUACUGGGGAAGCUCGACGGAGCAACUCUUUUCGUACUUUCUCUCCUUCUUGGUAUGCGGCCCCAUCUUCGAUUAUCAUGACAAACGAUUCAGAGAAGAUGGCAAAAUGCAGAAUCCACAGACAUAUAUAAAGUAUUUGAUUGUCCCGCAUGAUCUCAGUACAAUCACAUUAUUCCUCUCUUUAUUUUUUGAGGCUAUACCCAAUAAUUUUAAUUACAUCACCAGUUGUUAUCAUAAUUGGUGGUAGACCUUUCUCAAGAUGCGGUAUUCACUAGUCGUUGCCGGGUUACUGGCCGCAGCUACUCCCAGUCAACAAGCAACUACAUCACAUCGCACAAAACAAUCACGACAGGUUUGUCACUCCCAUCCAUAACCUUUUCCUCCUUUGCCUUCCUUCCUUUCGCAUGCCACGAACCAUAUUUUUCUGCACAAUUACCAACUGCAUCAACUCAAAAAAUAAACAUUCCUUUCUCUAUCACUACUUUUCAUAAUUACAAUCAUUUCAUAAAUUACGUUACACUCUCACCACCAUGAAGAGUCUACUGGACCUCGUCCUUGUUCUUACCGGUGUAAUAAAUGGUGAUAGAUCGUUACUAACUCUUGGUACAAAGUCAAUAAAUUCUACAUAUCCUGGCGGAGUCGACCCUGCUGCUGAAGCCGGUACACUAUUCGGUCAAACCAGUGAUCCAUUUUACCCUUCACCAUGGAUGAAUCCAAAUACGGGUGGUUGGGAAGAUGCUUAUGCCAAGGCCAAGGAUUUUGUUUCUCAACUUACGUUGAUGGAGAAGGUUAACUUGACUACCGGUGUUGGGUAAGUUUGUGGAUAUUUGAUAUCGAUGAAUCAAAGGCUGAUGAUUAUUUAGUUGGGAAGGUGAACAAUGUGUUGGUCAAGCAGGAUCUGUUCCUCGACUUGGUUUCAGAUCAAUGUGUAUGCAAGAUUCACCAGUGGGUGUUCGUGAUACCGACUUCAACUCGGUAUUCUCUAGUGGUCAAUCGGUUGCAGCCACUUUUGAUCGUGGUUUGAUGUACGCUCGAGGAUAUGCUAUGGGUAGGUUCACUUCUUAAUAAUUGAUUCAUACGCCUCUUUUGGCCAAAGCUAAUUAAUUAUAUAGGUCAAGAACACAAAGCAAAGGGUGUGACUGUUCAACUUGGUCCAGUUGCUGGUCCCCUCGGUCGUGCGCCACAAGGUGGACGCAAUUGGGAAGGAUUUAGUCCAGAUCCUGUCUUGACAGGUAUUGGAAUGGCUGAAACCAUUAAAGGUAUUCAAGAUGCUGGUAUCAUUGCUUGUGCUAAGCAUUUCAUUGGUAACGAACAGGUAUGUGCACCCUUCCUCUCCCGUCAUGAAUGUAUGGCAUACUUUUAGUUUUGGUAACUAACAUGAAUUCAGGAACAUUUCCGUCAGGCUCCCGAAGCACAAGGCUACGGUUACAACAUUACCGAAUCCUCAUCAUCAAAUAUUGAUGAUGUAACUAUGCAUGAAACCUACCUAUGGCCAUUCGCCGACGCAGUUCGCGCUGGUGUUGGUUCCAUCAUGUGUUCUUACAAUCAGGUCAACAACUCUUAUUCUUGUCAAAACUCCAAGAUGCUCAACAACUUACUCAAGGAUGAGCUUGGAUUUCAAGGAUUCGUUAUGAGUGAUUGGCAAGCUCAACAUACUGGAGCAGCUUCUGCAGUGGCUGGAUUAGAUAUGACCAUGCCCGGUGACACUGUUUUCAACAGUGGAGAAACUUUCUGGGGAACCAACCUUACAUUAGCAGUCGUCAACGGCACUGUUCCAGAAUGGAGAAUUGAUGAUAUGGCGAUGAGAAUCAUGGCUGCCUACUUCAAGGUUGGUUUAACUCUCGACGAGCCAGAGAUCAACUUUUCCUCAUGGACUCUUGAUACAUAUGGACCACUCCACUAUGCCGCCAAGAAGGAUAUUCAGAAAAUCAACCACCAUGUCGAUGUUCGAGGAGAUCAUGCAAAGUUGAUUAGAGAUAUCGGAGCUCGAUCAACCGUUCUAUUGAAGAACACCAAAAAUGCGCUUCCUCUUUCAAAACCCAAAUUCCUUGCAGUCAUCGGAGAGGAUGCUGGUCCAAAUGCUUACGGACCUAAUGGAUGCUCUGAUAGGGGUUGCAAUAAUGGUACUCUCGGUAUGGCUUGGGGCUCGGGCUCAUCAAACUUCCCAUACCUUGUUACUCCAGAUACUGCUCUUCAAAACCAAGCAAUUGCCGAUGGCACUGUUUAUCAAAGUAUCUUGGAUAACUAUGCUACAUCCGAGAUUGAGGCACUUGUUAGCCAAGAUGUCACAGCCAUCGUUUUCGUGAACGCCAACUCUGGAGAAGGAUAUAUCAGUGUUGAUGGAAACGAAGGUGACCGUAACAACCUUACUCUCUGGCACUCUGGAGACGCAUUGAUCCAAAAUGUUUCUGCCAUUUGCAACAACACUAUCGUCGUUAUUCACUCUACUGGACCUACUUUGGUUGGUGACUGGUAUGAUAACGAGAAUGUUACUGCAAUCUUGUGGGCUGGUGUACCAGGACAAGAAAGUGGAAACAGUCUGACUGACAUUCUGUAUGGAAAAGUCAAUCCUGCUGCACGUACACCAUUCACAUGGGGUCCAACCAGAGAGGGUUAUGGUGCUGAUGUUCUCUACGAUGCAAAUAACGGAGAGGGUGCACCGCAACUCGACUUCACUGAAGGGAACUUCAUCGACUACCGUGCAUUUGAUCGUCAAAACAUUGAACCAAUUUAUGAAUUUGGUUUUGGUCUCUCAUACACCACAUUUGACUACUCUGAUCUGGUUGUUACCAAGAAUACCAAUGCAACCAGCUCUUACACUCCUUCAUCUGGAUUGACUCAAGCUGCUCCAACUUUUGGAAACUUCUCUACAAAUCUCGAUGAUUAUCUUUUCCCCAAUGGUUCAUUCCCAUACGUCUACCAAUACAUCUAUCCAUACCUCAACACAAGCGAUGCCGCUGCGGCCUCCGCAGAUCCGAGAUAUGGUCAAGAAGCUUCUGAAUUCCUUCCACCAAAUGCCACCAACGGUUCUCCUCGACCAGUUCACGCAGCAGGUGGUGCACCGGGUGGAAACCCACAACUCUACGAUGUCCUCUACACCGUCACAGCACAAAUUCACAACUCAGGAGAUAUUGACGGUGAAGAAGUUCCUCAACUCUAUCUUAGCCUCGGUGGACCAAAUGAUCCAGCAGUCGUAUUGAGAGGUUUCGAAAGACUUUCCAUUCCUGCAGGCUCAACUGCAACUUUCAGUGCCGAUUUAACUAGAAGGGAUUUGAGUAACUGGGAUACAGUGGCUCAGAAUUGGUUUAUCAGUAAUUACACCAAGAAGGUUCAUGUAGGAUCUAGUUCGAGGAAAUUACCUUUGACUCAGGACUUAGCUUGAGUUGAAGGUAUGGGAAUGAGAAGGGCAUUGAGAUGAUACUUAAUACUUGAUUGAUUGAUGAUUGGGGUAUAGAAUGGCUUGGGUUCACCAUUUUUGGGGUACGGUUAUGUAAUCUUAGGUACAUAGUUCAUGAAGUUAUGAUUUGAUAGAUUACGAUGAG
Messenger RNA from Sclerotinia trifoliorum, 4215 nucleotides. Lineage: Eukaryota; Fungi; Ascomycota; Leotiomycetes; Helotiales; Sclerotiniaceae. The record is from the annotation of a GenBank genome assembly.